CACUUGACAGCUAAAAUGGCCCCUUAAUGGACAAUAAAUAGGACUACUACAACGACUACGACUACUACGACUAAUAAUAAUAAAACAUAUAAUUACAGACUGUAAGAGGAUAUGAAAUAUUUAGUAAUAUGUCCAUUUUAUGAAGCUGAAUAAAAAAUAAUUAACGUGAGACUAUACUAAAUUAAUCCGGCAACAGGAAAUGGGCACUCAUAUGCAAAAAUAUAAUGAUUCGAAAAGGAGUUCAGGACCAGCUUGUGGUGGUUGAGCUAUCGGGAGUCAUCAACUCGGACUAUUUAACACAAUGUGUGGACAAGUGCAAGAUAGUGGGAAUAGACACUGAGCAGCCUGUAAUGCAAGUGGGCAGAUAUGUGUUUGCUGGAGAAUAUGAAGAUGCUCUAGGAACAUGUGUCAUAUUUGAAGAAAAUGCAGAUCACGAUUUGGAGUCCGAAGUAAAGCCACAGUUAAAAUAUAAAUGUCAUACAGUGAAAAAACUGAUGAUGAAGCGGACAUUCCUGUCUGAGAAGAAAGAAGGGGAGGAGGGCUCAGGGGGCAUAGAAGUACUCCAGUUAAGUGAUGGAGAUUUUUCAGGCCGCCCCAAUAUGAUCUGCAGUUUUCUUCCGAAGUCCAAAGAAGUGGUGGGAGAAUCCAGUGUUGUGACUGAUGUAGAUCCCACUGAAGUGCCACAUCUCAGCUCUGGCUCUGAAGGUGAGGUCAGUGACUUGGAGCCUGUCGACCUCAGUCAAGAAACGAACUGCUCUGUAACUGACCCGGAUACUUCAGCCUGCGAGCAACCUGAAUCUGACACUGGCAUAACAGAUCCUGUUGUUGCAUGUGAUCCUCUAAAGUGACUGGCUUUCUGUUGCCACAUACAGUACUUGAACAGAUCAAAACAGUGUUAAUGGGCAGUCACUCACACAGCUGACUAAUGUGUUUUGUAAAUGCCAUUUAUCACAUUCUUUCCUGCAUCUCUCUAGCAGUUAGACCAAAUGUGUGUUGUAGUCAAGAGGGCACAGAAUACUGAUGCUUCACUGGGAAUACAAAAGUUAUUCUGGAGAACACUUUGCUGUAAAGUUUCUGCCCCAUGAUGGACUUGGUGGUGGUAGUCUAUAGUUAAAAAAAAAAAAAAAAAAAAAAAAAAAAAAAGCUUACUGUAAUAACAUGGUAAAAAAAAAUAAAGGAAUUGUUUUGUUAAAUUGUUGUUGAAUGAAUGUAUUUCCUACCAAGUACAGUUAUGUUGCAUAUUCUACAAUUAUAGCGUAAGAACAGUUUUUGAGUUUGAGAGGCUUUCAAGGAAGGACCCCCCCCCCCUGCUUCACAAGGAGUUUCACAGUACAUACAGAAAAGGCAUUUAUAGAAUUUGUAUCCCUGGCACUAAAUGGUGAAUGUGAUUUAUUUCUAUUAAGUUUUUUUUGUGUGUGUGUUUUCUCAAGCUGUAGGAUCUAAUGAUAAAUGUUAAGUUUGUAAAUUUAAUGUGUAGUUUUCUUCCAGUGUACAGUAUUUUCAGUCCCUGAUUUUGUGCAGCCUGCAGUAUAAUGAAAACGACCUUCAGUAAUUUAGCUGGGUUUUGAUAAGUUUGCAGCUUUGGACUCUUGUUACCCUGUUCAGUUGAGAAUUGGAACAGACAAUUAUUGUUACCCGGAUGGCAAAUGCUUACAAGCAGCACAUUCUCAUAGAAAAUGAUAUACAUUUACAACACAGGAAUUUACAUUACCAACAUUUCAAGCUCAUGGCCUGCAUUGAAGCCUCUUGCAUCAGCAUGACCACCUGCUUUGACCACUGUUGUUUAUUGCUGUCAUUUGCAACAAGGUAUGCUAUACUUUUACAUAGCAAUAACUGUAUAAAUAAGAAUGUGGGUUUAAUUGUAAUACCUUUUGGAUGUGUAAAAAAAAUAUAGUUAACUUUUUAUUCCAAAGUAGUUCAGCAAUUGAUAGACGGAUACAGUUCCAUUGAUAAUGUCCUUGAUGACUCGCAGAACACAUGAUUCAUCUCCCUGCAGAACCAAUAUAAAAUGAAGCACAAACGUUUUAGAUCUAAUGACAUAUAUGACAACAGUUAGAAUACACUUAAGCACAAAUGUCUACUAGAGACUACUUUGCCAAAGAAGAGAAAAGUCAGCAGAAGGAAGUGUGUUUUCAAUUCGUGUGGCUGUUCACUUACAGCUGUUUGUAACAGAAGCGUCGGGCCAAUGUAACGACAAAGGGAGUUCAGUGGGUUCUAGCAGUAAUACAAGAUCAAGUACUGCCACAUCUAUUCUAAAUGUUCAACUGCAUUAAUGUUUUAAAUGAUUACUGACAAGUGCUUUAAAAUCUUGGUCACUUUUUGUGAUUAUAUGAUGAACUCAAAGAGCCAGUCUAGUCCUACUGUACAUUU
Molecule: messenger RNA, 2370 nt
Organism: Polyodon spathula (Mississippi paddlefish)
Lineage: Eukaryota; Metazoa; Chordata; Actinopteri; Acipenseriformes; Polyodontidae
Product: general transcription factor 3C polypeptide 6-like
Exons: 6
Coding region: 225-848 (207 amino acids)
Biological process (GO): transcription by RNA polymerase III
Cellular component (GO): transcription factor TFIIIC complex
Source: RefSeq, a predicted model, not a curated record